Hyla sarda is the source of this 975-nucleotide messenger RNA. RefSeq names its product testis specific serine kinase 6 (gene TSSK6). Gene Ontology annotation, molecular function: tau-protein kinase activity; protein serine/threonine kinase activity; ATP binding. Bases 138 to 950 code for a protein of 270 amino acids. Gene Ontology annotation, biological process: microtubule cytoskeleton organization; intracellular signal transduction; protein phosphorylation. Gene Ontology annotation, cellular component: cytoplasm. Lineage: Eukaryota; Metazoa; Chordata; Amphibia; Anura; Hylidae. The record is from RefSeq and is a predicted model, not a curated record. The transcript is spliced from 2 exons.
AAAAGGUCACAGAUGAGCACAUUAUUACUCAUGCAGUGUGGAAAUGCCAUCAUCAAACCCUUGAGAAACUACAAAGGAAGUAUCAUCUCACCACUCAAGCUAAGAAUCAAGGCCAAGGUCAGAUUAUUCCUGUCAUCAUGUCCACUAUUGAUCUUCUGCUCAGGGACCUGGGUUACAAUACAUUAGGUACCAUUGGGGAAGGAGCCUAUUCAAAGGUCAAAAUGGCAACAUCAAGCAAAUACCAGUGCAAGGUGGCCAUUAAGGUCAUGGACAAGAAAAAGGUCCCAGUUGAAUAUACCAUGAAAUUUUUACCCCGAGAGCUGGACAUUUUGAGGAAAAUUCGACAUCCCAAUAUCAUAAGGGCUUUUGAGUUUAUUGAGAUAAGUAAUGGACUACAUUUUAUAGUAAUGGAAUUGUGUUUCACAGACCUCCUGCAGUUAGUACAGAGUGCAGGAAGGAUAUCAGACAAAAUGUCUAAACAUCUAUUCAAGCAGAUCACCCUAGCCAUCAAGUAUCUACAUGAGCAUCAUGUGACACACAGAGAUUUAAAGUGUGAGAACGUACUUAUUACAUCAGAUCAUAAUGCCAAGAUAACAGACUUCAGUUUUGGAACCAUGUUGCCGAAUCACUCAACACUAUGUACCACUUACUGUGGCUCUGCAGCAUAUGCUUCUCCAGAGGUGCUGCAGGGUAUACCCUAUGACCCAAGAAAGUAUGACGUUUGGACCCUGGGAGUGAUUCUCUACAUAAUGGUGACUGGAAAUAUGCCAUUUGAUGACUCCAAUGUGAGUGCGCUGCCAAAAAUUCAGCAGGUAGGAGUGAUGUUUCCUGAAGCUAUAGAAGUGGAUGCAAAAUGCAGAAGUCUCAUCAAAGAAAUCCUGCAGUACCACCCUGAAGAUCGGCCUGAUAUGGUCACACUAAUAAAGCAUGAAUGGCUACUAAUAGCAUAAAACCAUCAAUAAAGAUAAAGCUUAA